GAAAUAUUCCAUUCUUUUCCGCGCGGAAAGUCAGUCUCUUGCUCUCCGCUGCUCUCUUCCACAUUCUAAUCAGUCUCGAUCCUCCUCCUCCAGCCUUCAGCCUACCCUCCUUCCUCAUUCGCUCUGUGGCUCUGUCGGCUAUCGCAGACUCGCAGCGACGCAAGUCAAGCAGUUGCUCUUGCAGAGUUGCAGUCGGCAGUCGCAAAUUGCUCCGGGCUCCAUCGCGGCACCGGCCCGGCGGCGCACCUCCAUCAGUCCAUCCCUCAGGGAUCUGCGCCUCCAGCCCUCCACUCCUUCGUCCUGCUUUUAUCAUUGGAGAAAUAGAGGUAUUUAUUUCCUCAAUUCUCUCCCAUAAACAAAUUGUUACCUUACGAGUAGAUUACACUUAGUUGGUGAAAAAGAUGAGGAGAAAAGAAGAGAUCCAGUUCACCAAACAACCUUACAUUGAGGAUGUGGGUCCCCGCAAAAUAAAAAGUUUCAAGUUUUCAACUUUCUCCAGUUCUGAAAUCAUGAAAUCAGCAGUGGUUGAAGUCUAUCGCGGAGUUUAUUAUGAUCAAUUCCACAAACCUCAUCCCAAUGGCCUAUUGGAUCCCCACAUGGGGCCUCCAAACAAGGAAAAGACUUGUGAGACGUGCGGCGGAAAGUUCACAGAUUGUCCUGGUCACUAUGGAUUCUUGAAACUUGCAUUACCAGUUUACAAUAUUGGAUUUUUGCCGAUCAUUUAUACCAUUUUGAAGUGUAUUUGCAAGGGUUGUUCUCGUAUUCUUCUCCGAGAAGAUGAUCGCCGAGACUUUCUAAGAAAGAUGAGAAGUACAAAGUUGGAUCAUUUGAAGAAGAAUGAGGUGCUAAAUAAAGUUAAGACGAAGUGCAACGCCAUGACAAACAGUAGCAAGACCAUGUUAUGUUCCAGAUGUGGAUGCAUCAAUGGAAUGGUAAAAAAGGCAGCUAUGAAGAUCAUUCAUGAUUAUGGAAGCCAGUUGUCAGAUGAGUGCCUUAAUGCUCUUGCUGGCAAGAAGGAUGUCAAGGGAUCAAUUAAUGUACCCCCAGAACUUGAUUCAAAGACAGUUUACUCCCUCUUCACGAGAAUGACGGAUGAGGACUGCGAGUUGCUUUAUCUCCCUGACAGGCCAGAAAAGUUUCUUGUUACCUGUAUCCCUGUGCCACCAAUGGCAAUCCGCCCUUCUGUCUUUGUGGAUGGUGGAGUAGACAGUAAUGAGAAUGACAUCACAGAGAGGCUGAGACGCAUUGUCCAAGCAAAUGCAAGUCUUCAACAAGAAAUAUCUGAUGCAAGCCAUCCUAGCAAAAGUCUGGCUAGCUGGGUUGAUUUGCAAAUGGAAGUUGCACAGUACAUAAACAGUGAGGUACGUGGAGUGCCACCACAAAUGCUAACUCAAAAGCCACUAAGUGGCUUUGUUCAACGUUUGAAAGGAAAGCAUGGCCGUUUUCGUGGAAAUCUCUCUGGCAAACGUGUUGAAUAUACCGGCCGUACUGUUAUUUCGCCUGAUCCAAAUCUUAAAAUUACUGAGCUUGCAAUUCCCAUCUUCAUGGCUCAAAUCUUAACAUUUCCUGAGCUUGUCUCACAACACAACAUAGAAAAGUUACGACAAUGUGUUCGUAAUGGGCCAAACAAAUACCCUGGGGCAAUGUACAUCAAGUAUCCUGAUGGUACAGAGAUCUCGUUAAAGUACAGUAGAAAGCGUCAUGCUGAUGACUUGAAGUAUGGUUACACAGUUGUCCGCCAUUUGGAAGAUGGAGAUGCUGUUCUAUUCAACAGACAGCCAAGUCUUCAUCGGAUGUCUAUUAUGUGCCAUCGGGCAAGGAUAAUGCCAUGGCGCACAUUGAGAUUUAAUGAAUCUGUUUGCAAUCCCUACAAUGCUGAUUUUGACGGUGAUGAGAUGAAUAUCCAUGUUCCGCAAACGGUAGAGGCCCGCACUGAGGCACUCAUGUUAAUGGGGGUCCAAAAAAAUUUAUGCACUCCAAAGAGUGGUGAAAUCUUGGUGGCCUCUACCCAAGAUUUUCUAACAUCUUCCUUCCUCAUUACAAGGAAGGAUACUUUUUAUGACCGUGCUUCUUUUUCACUUGUUUGUGCUUACAUGGGUGAUGGGAUGGAUCACAUUGAUUUGCCAACUCCAGCAAUAAUUAAGCCAAUUGAGCUUUGGAGCGGAAAACAGUUAUUUAGUGUGCUAGUGCGUCCAGAUAGAAAAAUGAGGGUGUACUUAAACCUUACUCUAAAGGAGAAAACUUACCAUAAAAAGGAUCAAGAAACAAUGUGUCCAAAUGAUGGCUUUGUUUACUUUCGGAACAGUGAGCUGAUAAGCGGGCAACUUGGGAAGGCCACAUUAGGAAACGGAAACAAGGAUGGUCUUUAUUCUGUGCUGCUGAGAGACUACAACACACAUGGUGCUGCUACUUGUAUGAACAGGCUCGCCAAGUUGAGUGCUCGUUGGAUCGGAAAUCAUGGAUUUUCAAUUGGGAUUGAUGAUGUUCAACCAGGAAAUGAGUUAGCUGCAAAGAAGAGAAUGGAAAUAGAGAAUGGGUAUGGGCUAUGUGAAAAUUAUAUAGCUUUAUAUAACAAGGGGGAACUAAAGCUACUACCUGGUUGUGAUGCCGCACAGACGCUUGAAACUGAAAUUACGCGCGAACUGAACAGUAUUCGAGAGAAAACUGGCCAAGUGUGCACUAAUUCACUACCCUGGAGGAAUAGUCCUUUAAUUAUGUCACAUUGUGGUUCAAAAGGAUCAGUAAUCAAUAUUAGUCAGAUGAUCGCAUGUGUUGGACAGCAAUCUGUUGGCGGUCGCCGUGCUCCUGAUGGAUUCAUAGAUCGGAGUCUUCCCCAUUUUCCUAUAAAAUCAAAAUUUCCUGCGGCUAAAGGAUUCGUUGCCAGUUCGUUUUAUGAUGGUUUAACACCUACAGAGUUUUUUUUUCCACACUAUGGGUGGAAGAGAAGGCCUUGUAGACACUGCGGUUAAAACUGCUGACACAGGGUAUAUGUCUCGUAGGCUCAUGAAAGCUCUGGAGGACCUUUCUGUUAUGUAUGACAGAACUGUCCGAAAUGCAAGUUCAUGCAUUGUGCAGUUUGUGUAUGGUGAUGAUGGCAUGGACCCUGCACAGAUGGAAGAGAAAAAAGGGCAUCCUCUGAACUUUAAUAGACUACUUAUGAAAGUUAAGGCAACAUGUCCUCCUGGAGAGGAAAAGAGUAUGUCAUCAUCAGAAGUCAAACAGGUGGUGCAUAAAAGACUUUCAGAAUAUGAUAUGACACCAGAAGGGGGGUGCUCAAAGGCCUUCUGUAAAUCAUUAGAAGCUUUUCUAGAAGAAAAAUGUGUAAGAAGCUUAGAGAAAACACUGGAAGAUCUAAAACUUCACGAGGAUAAUCACGCAGGGGAGGAUUGUUGCGAAGCUCUGGAGAGUAUCACGUUGAAUAUAUCAGGUGUUACUAGAAAGCAACUACAGGUUUUUCUUGACACUUGCAUCACUCGUUAUCAUGAUAAGAAAAUAGAAGAGGGAACUUCAAUUGGUGCCAUAGGAGCUCAGAGUAUUGGAGAACCAGGGACGCAGAUGACACUAAAAACUUUCCACUUUGCUGGAGUUGCUAGCAUGAAUGUUACACUUGGAGUUCCUCGCAUAAAAGAAAUUAUCAAUGCUUCCAAAAAGAUUAGCACUCCUAUAAUUAAUGCCAAACUUACAUGUGAUGAUAAACCAGAGGUUGCAAGAAUGGUAAAAGGACGUGUGGAGAAAACACUUCUAGGUCAGGUAUCCAAGAGCAUUAAGACAGUAAUGUCUUCCAGAUUAGCAUCCAUAAUUAUAGUGCUUGAUAUGGAAGUAAUCCAAGCUUCUUUUCUUUCUAUUGAUGCCUAUACUGUCAAAGAAUCAAUUAUGCAGACUUCAAAACUUAAGUUGAAGGAGCAGCAUAUCAAGGUUUUGGAUUCCAGAAAGGUGCAAGUCACCCCUGACACUAGUCAAAGUGAACUUCAUUAUGAACUUCACCGUCUCAAAAAUAAGCUUCCUUCAGUAGUUGUUAAGGGUAUCAACACAGUUGAACGUGCUGUAAUCAACAAAAAUGAGGAAGGAAAGUAUGAGGUGCUGGCUGAAGGGACUGGUCUUCAAACUGUUCUGGGCACAGUCGGAGUUGAUGGACAAAAAACUAGAAGUAAUCACAUCAUGGAAGUGAAUCAAGUUCUAGGAAUUGAAGCUGCAAGAGGUUGUAUAAUUGAAGAGAUUAAUGGAACUAUGCAGAGCCACGGGAUGACUAUAGACUUACGUCACAUGAUGCUUCUAGCUGAUCUGAUGACAUUUAAGGGUGAAAUACUAGGUUAUACUAGAUUUGGUAUUCAGAAGAUGAAAGAUAGUGUAUUGACAUUAGCCUCUUUUGAGAAGACUUCUGACCACCUUUUCAAUGCUUCUAUAACUGGGCGAGAGGACAAAAUUGAAGGAGUCAGUGAAUGCAUCAUCAUGGGUAUACCAAUGCAGAUGGGAACCGGGAUGUUUAAAAUUAGGCAAAGCACUUCUAAGCAGGUCGAGCUGAAUUAUGGACCAGAACCAAUUGUGACUUGAGUGAUUACUACUACCACUAGCUUUCACAGUUUUGCCCAGAAGUAAAAUCAGUUGCUAUGUAAUGCGUGCAACUAGCUGCCGUGUUUACUUGAAUUUUGUGGUGGAGCAAUCUCUAAUUUUCAGAACAUGAAUGCUGGCAACAAUCAACGAUGCAAUUUUUAUGAGUGAACUUUUUAUUUUUAUCAUAUGUGCAACGUUUGGAAUCUUGGGAUAAUGCUGAAUCUAAGUAUGUAAUGCUCUGAUUCUAGAAUAGGGUUUUUACAUAGAUUAGGAAAAAUGGAAAUACCAGGGAUAAUGAGGAGUUAAAUAUUAAAAAGGGGG
Messenger RNA from Cuscuta epithymum, 4872 nucleotides. The record is from the annotation of a GenBank genome assembly. Lineage: Eukaryota; Viridiplantae; Streptophyta; Magnoliopsida; Solanales; Convolvulaceae.